Messenger RNA from Caenorhabditis remanei, 1179 nucleotides. RefSeq lists its product as uncharacterized. The coding region runs from base 1 to 1179 and encodes 392 amino acids. Gene Ontology annotation, cellular component: 90S preribosome; nucleolus. The transcript is spliced from 7 exons. Lineage: Eukaryota; Metazoa; Nematoda; Chromadorea; Rhabditida; Rhabditidae. Gene Ontology annotation, biological process: endonucleolytic cleavage in ITS1 to separate SSU-rRNA from 5.8S rRNA and LSU-rRNA from tricistronic rRNA transcript (SSU-rRNA, 5.8S rRNA, LSU-rRNA). The record is from RefSeq and is a predicted model, not a curated record.
AUGAAGACACGCUUCCCAGGCUCGAUUUAUGAAGUCUGUAUUGUUUUCGUUCUCUGCGAAAUUCACACGGAAACGAGCUUCACAGGCACCGAGACACGAUUGAAAUGGGUUGAGACGUUCACGGAUUCCGAAUGUAAUCAUGAUUAUACUCAUUUGAAAGGUCUGAACGAGCUGAUUCUAAAAACACAAAUCGACGAAAGCGACGAGGAAGCCGAGUACAAGAAGACCCAGCAGAAAGGAUACUAUGAGGAGCAGGAGGAGAUUCGAAAAAGUCUGGCCGCUGCAAUCAAUCUGGGCGAUGAUGAAGACGAUGAGGAUAUUCUGAAAGAGAGAAAGAAGACGUCGAAAGAACUGGAAGAUGAGGAUAAUGAUUUCUAUGAAUGGAUGAAGUCGGAGGAUGGAAAGGCUGAUAAGAAGAAGGCCAAGGAGUUGAAACAUCUGAAAAAGUUCUGGAAGGACGAUCAAAAGCUGGAUGAAUCUGAGAAAUUCCUUCGUGAUUACUUGCUCAACAAAGAUUAUGAACCGGGAGAGAACGAAGAAAAUCCAACAUACGAUGAAAUUGUGGCGUUAGAGGAGGAUGAGAAGGAGCUCGACAAGAAUCGGCAGUACGAGCAGAAGUAUAAUUUCAGAUUCGAGGAUCCUGAUCAAGAAUUCAUCAAACAAUAUCCACGUACCGUCGCUGAAUCAAUGAGAACCGACGAUUCGUCUCGAAAAGUGAAGCGACAUGAAAGAGAAGAACGAAAGAAGAAAGAGAAAGAGGAGAAGAAACGAGAAUUGGCUGAACUCAAAAAGAUGAAACGAUCUGAAAUUGAGCAGAAACUCGGAAAGCUUCGAAAAGCGGCUGGUGUGGAUAUUCCAUUGACACUUGAUGAGUUGAAUGCUGACUUUGAUCCAAAAGAAUUCGAUAAGAAAAUGAAGUCGAUUUUCAAUGAUGAGUAUUAUGGAGUAGAGGAGAAUAUUCAAGAGGAUGAGGAUGAAAAGCCGGUGUUUAGUGAUAUAGAUGACACAGACUUCGAGGACUAUGACAAUUUGGAUGUGGAAGAACUCAAAAAGAAGGGCGUUCAUGAGGAUGAAGGGGACGAUGAGGAGGAGGAAGAAGAAGAAGAUGUUGAUGAGGAGGACGAGGAGGAGGAAGAAGAGAAGCCGAAAACUAAAAAGUCAGCAAUGAAAAACGGAUAG